AUGGGCUUCCCAACAUUCUGCUACAACCAGCUCCUCGUCACCCCGACAAUCCCAACAGCCUCAUUCGACGGCCAAACAGCCAUAAUCACCGGCUCAAAUACAGGCCUGGGUCUCGAAACAGCUCGGCACAUUGCCCGCCUCGGUGGAAGCAAAGUCAUUCUCGCCGUGCGCAACAUUGCCGCCGGGGAAGUCGCCGCGAAGGACAUCGAGCGAACCACAGGCUGUGCUCCCGGAACAUGCGAAGUAUGGCAUUUGGAUCUCGCGAGUGCGCGAUCAGUGCUGGAGUUUGCGGAGCGCGCAAAGGGGCUUGAGAGGAUAGACACCCUCGUCCUGAAUGCCGCUGUUGCGACGAAGAUAUUCCGGCUUGCGGAGGGAGGGUAUGAGCGGUCCGUUACCGUGAACACGAUAAACCACUUCAUCCUCGCGCUUCUUCUUCUUCCUCAACUGCGAAAGACGGGACUUGACUAUCCGGAUCGCGCAGCACCGCCGCACAUCACGGUCCUAACGAGCCAGGUUCACGCCUGGCCGGAGUUCCCGCAGUCCAAGGAUCCUCGGGGUAUAUUCGUCGCCCUAAGUGACAAAGCUGCAGCGAGGAUGGACGAACGGUAUCCCAUUACCAAGUUGCUCAAUGUAUAUUUCACCACGGAGCUCGUCGAGCAAACCCGCAACGAUAACGGCGAGGUACCCGUGAUAAUCAACAUGCUCGACACAGGAUUCUGCCACUCGGAACUCUCGCGCGAGAACAAGGGUAUCGAGGAAUUCGGCUUCAACAUCUUCAAAGCAAUAUUCGCGCGGCGCGAAGAGGUCGGCGCGCGCACGACGGUCAUAUCUGCAAGUGCUGGAGUUGAGACGCACGGGAAGUACAUGGUCAAUGGCCUUAUUGCGGACGAGGCGCUGUCGGAGAGGGUCUACAAUGAGGAGGGAAGAAGGAUUCAGAAGCAGCUGUGGGAGGAAUUCACGAACAUAGCGGAAGAGGUCAAACCUGGAAUCAUGAAGGAGUUUAGAUCAUGA
Molecule: messenger RNA, 1011 nt
Organism: Aspergillus mulundensis
Lineage: Eukaryota; Fungi; Ascomycota; Eurotiomycetes; Eurotiales; Aspergillaceae
Product: putative short-chain dehydrogenase/reductase family protein
Exons: 1
Coding region: 1-1011 (336 amino acids)
Source: RefSeq, a predicted model, not a curated record